UUUGAACGGCAUCGUCGGUUAGGCAGAGCUGCGAUGUAUGGCCACGAUCCGGCCGCCACUCGUUGAUGUCGCCGGCCGCUAUCAGCUCGACGCGUCGUUGACAAAAUCCUCGUCAUGGUCUCCGAACGCGGCCGCAGAGACUUCGUAGACUCGCAGCUGUGAUGAAACACGACUCUUCGCUAACGCAGGUACCGUUUGCUCUCACUGCGGGCCAACGGGACUAGUCGAUCACCUUGUCGAUUGGUGGGACCCGCAAGGCCAGACACCCUGACACAUUGCCGUCUCUUCCCCAGAGCCGGCGUUUCACCAUGCUACCUAGCCAGCUUCGAGAAGACUUUCAUGGUAUCACAAGCUGUGUCAUUGAUUUGACAGACUGGAUCAAGCAUAUGUCUCGAGAGACCAUCAUUCUCCAUCGUUCAGGUUCGCUUAAUCUCCUCUCCUUAUGCAUCUCUAAUGUAAUUCUUGCGUCAGGUCAUAUGCAUAUGCAUGGCCAAUUCAGCGUCUGCCGAGACCGCAUGCACUCGGAAGCGGAAACGCGCGCUAACAGAAAGGCAGAAAUAGAUCAUCACCACCCAAAGCGGAGCUUAUGCAGGUCUCAGCCACGCAAAACUCCAGAAGAGGAUGGCUUGAAAGGGCAAGCACGCCAGGAUUUUCCGCAUUCAAUAGGCAAAGGCAUACGUCAGGCUUGCAUGCGAUUGCAGGCUACUGCAGGAACAAGUAAACACGACGCAGGUACGAGGAGCUAUCCGAUGGUAUCGUUCAAUCUCCUUAUGCAAGCCUUGUUUCAAUCUGCAUGCGGACCUACAGCACCUAAAAUCCUGCACUGCCUAAAAGGUCUAGCAGAUGCAGUUGAUUUUGUACGCAAGACCACGGGUGAUAACAAGAGCCUCGGCUCGAUUAGCGGCACGUUCUGCUCCCCGUGCCAAACCAAGGUCGCCCCCAUGACUUCAGUCUGGCCUUUUCCCUUCUGCGGGUAGCUUAUGGCUUAUAGCCGUAGUUGGUCUCCGGGGAAGUCGUCCGUCAGCCUAC
This is a messenger RNA of Baudoinia panamericana UAMH 10762, 1029 nucleotides long. RefSeq lists its product as uncharacterized. NCBI's taxonomy places the organism in Eukaryota, Fungi, Ascomycota, Dothideomycetes, Mycosphaerellales, Teratosphaeriaceae. The transcript has a single exon. The coding region runs from base 309 to 977 and encodes 222 amino acids. The record is from RefSeq and is a predicted model, not a curated record.